GGUAUAUCGUCACCAUUAUUAUAUAUAAGACCAAAGCCAUGUUUCGACAUUAAAAAAAAAGGGCAUAUUUUCAUGCAAAAAUGGAGCUCCUAAUCCCACACCCAUCAAACUCGUCACCUCUCACCGUCCUCGCCUUCCUCGACAGGGCCGCCGCCAUCUACGGCGACUGCCCCUCCGUCGUCCAGACCAGCACCACCGUCCAGAUGACGUGGGCCGAGACCCACCGCCGCUGCCUCCGAAUAGCCUCCGCCACCGCAUCCUCCGCCGGAAUCCGAAGAGGCCAAGUCGUCUCCGUCGUCGGUCCCAACGUACCCUCCGUUUACGAGCUCCAGUUCGCCGUCCCAAUGUCCGGCGCCGUCCUCAACAACAUCAAUCCCCGUCUCGACCCCCACUCUCUCUCCGUCCUCCUCCGCCACAGCGGAUCCAAGCUCGUCUUCGUCGACCACCACUCUUCCUCUCUCGUCCUUGAAGCCUUAUCGUUCUUGCCACGAGCCUCGCGGCCAGACCUCGUCCUCCUCCGAGACGAGGACGGGGACCGGUCCCUAUCCUCGUGGUCCGGUGAUUUCCUCGACACUUACGAGGGGUUCAUGGAGAGAGGUGACCCAAAGUUCAAGUGGGUCCGACCCAGGAGCGAGUGGGACCCGAUGGUGCUUAACUACACCUCCGGCACGACGUCGUCUCCCAAAGGUGUGGUGCUUAGCCAUAGAGCGGCUUACAUUCUCACGGUUAGUUCGUUGAUCGACUGGUCCUUACCAAACCGGCCGGUUUAUCUCUGGACCUUGCCCAUGUUCCACGCCAAUGGGUGGGGCUACACGUGGGGGACUGCAGCGGUCGGAGGGACGAAUGUGUGCACGCGUAGGGUCGACGCGCCGACGAUCUUCGAGUCGAUCGAGAAACACGACGUGACUCACAUGUGUGCUGCGCCUAUGGUGCUCAACAUGCUCACGAACUACCAGAAUCGGAGUCCGGUCAAGAACCCGGUUCGGGUUAUGACUGCGGGUUCUCCACCGCCUGCUGCAGUUAUCUCCCGAGCCGAGUCGCUCGGUUUCGAGGUAAGUCACGGCUACGGUAUGACGGAGACAGGAGGAUUGGUCGUCUACUGCGGGUGGAAGCCUCAAUGGAACCACCUAGACGAGAACGAGAGAGCUAGGUUGAAGUCGAGACAAGGAAUCAAGUCGAUCGGAUUGGCUGAAGUCGAUGUAAUCGACCCAAAAACAGGGAAGACCGUGGAACAUGACGGAGUUUCCAUCGGGGAAGUCGUUUUCCGCGGUGCCUCCGUCAUGCUCGGUUACUACAAGGACCCCGAAGGCACCGCAAAAUGCAUGAGGGAUGAUGGGUGGCUCUACACGGGUGACAACGGGGUGAUACACCCUGACGGGUACCUCGAGGUCAAAGACCGAUCAAAGGACGUGAUCAUUUGUGGCGGGGAGAACAUCAGUAGCGCAGAGAUCGAGUCGGUAUUGUACACAAACCCUGCGGUGAAGGAAGCGGCCGUGGUGGCUAAACCGGAUAAGAUGUGGGGAGAGACGCCAUGCGCUUUCGUGAGCUUGAAAAACGGCGAGGAAAAGGAGAGAUCUCGGCCCGUGACCGAGAAAGAGAUAAGGGAAUACUGCAAGAAGAAGUUACCGAGGUAUAUGGUUCCGAGGAAAGUGGUUUUCCGGGAGGAACUUCCAAAGACUUCAACGGGUAAGAUCCAGAAAUUUCUCCUCCGAGAAAUGGCGAAAUCCCUACCAUGACGUAUGAUCAUUUGGAUUCACCCGAAAACUCGAGAAAAAUAAGAUUUCCUUACCGUAAUUCUAAGCUGGGCUUGUUCCGAAUCUGU
This is a messenger RNA of Tarenaya hassleriana, 1822 nucleotides long. RefSeq names its product probable acyl-activating enzyme 9. Lineage: Eukaryota; Viridiplantae; Streptophyta; Magnoliopsida; Brassicales; Cleomaceae. The record is from RefSeq and is a predicted model, not a curated record. The transcript has a single exon. Bases 81 to 1736 code for a protein of 551 amino acids.